Molecule: messenger RNA, 17187 nt
Organism: Paramuricea clavata
Lineage: Eukaryota; Metazoa; Cnidaria; Anthozoa; Malacalcyonacea; Plexauridae
Source: the annotation of a GenBank genome assembly
AUGAUCUGUCCACAUGGUGAUAUGACAGUUAUUGGUCACAAUGAGAUUCUGGAUAUUACUGCCGAAUGGUUGAGCAGGGUGUGCAAUGUAAGCGAGAAAGAGCCGCAACUACAGCCUAUUACCGGCGAAAGUAUAUUUCCUAAGUCAGCAAAUAAGAAAGAAGAAGCAAGAUCAGAUAUAAAGGCAAAAGGCUUCUGGUGUCGACAGCAAAGUGCAUUUUUUGAUAUAAGGGUGUUUCAUCCCAACGCACCAAGCUAUCGUAACUUCAGUAUUCCCUCCUUAUACUGAAAUCAUGAACAGAUGAAGAAGAGAGAAUAUGGUGAGAGAAUAAGAAAAAUCGGGCAUGGUUCUUUACCCCUGUAAUCUUUUCAACCAGUGGUGGUCUUGGUAAAGAAUCAACAGUCGCGUAUAAGAGAAUUGCUGAAUUAUUAGCGAUUAAACGGAAGUCAGAAUAUGGUGCUACUCUAGCAUGGAUGAGGUGCCGUCUCUCUUUCGCCCUUUUGAGAUCGGCGAUCGCCUGUAUCCUAGGUACAAGAGAAUCUGCACGUGAGAUAUACCAUACUUUUCGAUAAUGUAUACAAUUUCAUUUUUAUUAUAUAGUUUUGCAGUUCUGACUGAGUAUAAUCUUAAUCGGUACAAUGAAUGGUGUCAUUUGAAGCUGACAUAUUAAUUAUUACAAAAAUGUCAACAAAUUGAUUUUGCCUCCCCAUCAGAGAUAUAUAGUACAGAGACGACGGAUUGGCUAUGAUAAAAAAAUAAUCAAAAUUUUGGCAGAUAAAACGAGAAAGAACUAAACAAAACUUUCGAGCAAUUUAAGUGUAUUCUUUUUUUUAUAUAAACAGUAUUUUAUGAAACAAAUUAAAUGCAAUUGCUCCAAAAGCGUCGAAGCUUAUCUAGGGAGCUUUUGCUAAAAAAGUGUAUUAGCGCAUUUAUAGUGAGCGAAAUUAAGUGUAUUUAUAGUGCUCGAAAUUUAUAGUGAAAAUUUAACUGUUGUACUUGUCUUUUCAACAGACAGAGGCCAUGCUAUCAAUAUCUGCCCAACAAGAGAGGUUACAGCAUCCAGUGGACAGAUUAGAUCUCCUAACUAUCCAAGCAACUAUCCAGCGAGCACUGAUUGUACCCUAACGAUCAAACAACCCUUGGACACAAAUUUUAUUUUCACUUUUAUCAUGCUUGAUAUGGAGAGUCCAUUUGUCGGUAGGUAACGUAAUUUAUGUUACACUCGAGAGCUUGUCCGUAUCUGCGCGGCUAACUGGGAAACUCCCGCGACUCAGGUUCGCGUGUUAUUGUUAAUGCCGGUAAAGUCGUUCGAUAUUGCCCAAGGACAAAUUGAAUAAUUUUUGAUGAAAUUUGGAUGAAAUUUGGGUGCAGGAAAAAUUUGCAAAGGUUUAUUUGUCUUGCUAUACCGGGCGGAGUAAACUAUAUAUGUGAUUAACCCAUUGUAUAAUUUUUGCAUGGCACAUAACUUAAUUGUUUUAUAUUGCUGGUGGUGGUGCUGGUGGUUGGGGUGGUGGUGGUUGCUGUGGUGGCAGUAGUAGCAGUAAAAGUAGUAGUAAUAGCAGCAGUAGCACUGGCAGUAGCAGUAUAGAAUUAGCGGUAGCAGUAAGGGUGGCAGUAGCAGUAGCAGUAGGGAUGGCAGUGGCAGUAGCAGUGGCAAUAGCAGUAGCAGUAGCAGUAGCAGUAGCAGUAGCAGUAGCAGUAGCAAUAGCAGUAGCAGUAACAGAAGCAGUAGCAGUAGCAGUAGCAGUAGCAGUAAGGGUUGCAGUUGCAGUAGCAGUAGCAGUAGCAGUAGCAGUAGCAGUAGCAGUAGCAGUAGCAGUAGCAGUAGCAGUAGCAGUAGCAGUAGCAGUAGCAGUAGCAGUAGCAGCAGCAGCAGCAGUGGCAGUGGCAGUGGCAGUGGCAGUGGCAGUGGCAGUGGCAGUGGCAGUGGCAGUGGCAGUGGCAGUAGCAGUAGCAGUAGUAGUAGCAGUAGCAGCUGCAGCAGCAGUAACAGUAGCAGUAAGGGUGACAGUAGCAGUGGUAGUAGCAGUAGCAGUAGGGAUAGCAGUAGCAGUAGGAGGAGGAGGGGCAGCAGCAGCAACAUACUAACCUCACACGGUAGGCUCGUCAAAUUUAAAGUUGGUUUCCACGAGGGGCGUAUGAAUAACAUAUUAAAGAACGUAUACCUUUAUAUACAUUACAUACAUUUUAUAAAGGGCAAUGUAACCACAUCUACGAUACGCUAGUUAAACACAAGUAUGUUUAUAAGGCAUGCAUAAAUUUACAAAAGUAAAUUACAGAACAGUUUGGAAAUAGCACAAAAUUUAUCUCCUGACAGAAAUUAGGAGGUAUGAGCGUGAAUUCCAUUUUUGAUUACUGCCAAUGUAUCCGAAUUACGCACAUUUGCAACUAGAGAAUUCCGAACUUUAACUCCAUCGUGGGAAACUCCAGCGACUCAGAUUCGCAUGUUAUUGUUCAUGCUGAUAAAAAUCAUUGGACAUUGCCAAAGACAAAUUGAUUAAGUACUGUUUAAUAAACGAGCAGGUGCGUUUUAUUAUGUUUAAAACACGACUACAAAUUCAACAGAUAUACUGCUUUAUUAGAAUUAUUUAUAUAAAGAAUACUAAUGAGGACACGACUGCAAUAGAUACUGCCUUAUUAGUAUUCUUUAUAUAAAGAAUACUAAUUAGGAGUGUUUUAUCAGGUUUAAAGCCACUGCACGUCACAUAUUAUGGUUGACAUGAUUUGCCAAUAAGUUAUGAAUUAUUAAUGAGUGUUUGAAGUUUUGUUUAAAAUUGGAUGAAAUUUGGGUCGAACAAAAAUUAAGGUUUGUCUUCCUAUACCAGGUGGAAUAAACUAUAUGGGUAAUUAGCAUAAUUUAUGCAUGUUACAUAAAAAUUUGCUGGGGGAGGUAUGCAGUCUAGGAUAUUAUUGAUAUGUACUAGCUGUAUUUACUUAUUUACUUUACAGAUGGAUGUCGUUAUGAUGAACUCAUAAUAUCUGGAAGUUUAUCAAAAAAAUUGUGUGGGACCAACACUCCGGCGCCAUUUGUGAUUGACGUGAAUGUCGUCACAUUGAGAAUGGUGACAGAUGGUAGUGUUGAACAAAGCGGUUUUGAUCUCAAAUUUAACACGAGUCGGAGUAAGCAAUAUCUAGUAUAUGUAAUAUCUAUCGCAAGAAAGCAUGCCAUAGCUAGAUUAACUUUUUUGAUUACUUCCUGUGUACAGGAUAUUCCUAUGUUUAUUUUUUCUAGCAACUGGUUUGCCCCCAGCAGUUAGUGUGUGUCCGACAAGAACAAUCACCCCCAGAGCUACUGGUCGUGUCCACUCGCCUGGAUUCGCUGGUAACUAUGGCGCCAAUCUGAACUGUAAGCUUACCCUGAAUGUGCUUUCAAAUAAGGACGUUGAAAUUUCCUACAACUAUCGCGAUAUUGAAAGUAAGUGCACAACAAUUACACUAUACUGUAUAACAAUGACAAUACACUUUAGAAACGCUUUGCUCAAAACUUUCCUGAUAUUAAUCUAUAAAUAGCCCUAUUUGGGUUAACUUAAUAUUCCUGGCUAACUUUCCUGGUUAUUUUAAUCUUAUUUUUCUAUAAUCUGGUUAAUUUGACCAAUACUUACUGGUUAAAUUAAAAUGCAACGCUAAUGUUUAAUAAGCAGACUAUCCACCAAGCAUAGUCUGGUUAUUUUAACGUUAAUUCGCGUCCUGUGAAACAUAACCAGACUCCUGUUAAUUCACAUAAACCAACCGUGAUAAAAAGUGAGAUAAAAUAAUCAAGAAAUUUAACCAAGACAAUGGACAACUUGCCAUGAUAGACAAAAUUUUAAUCUAAGUAAAGAGAAGCGAAUCAAAACCAACGGCUAAAAAGAACAUAAAGUAAUAUAAUUUUGAAAAUUUAGUUGCGAAAUGUUGUAAAGCUUAAUUGGAAAAUUUAGCAUUAAUUGCAAAAUUUUGCAUAUAUUUGUAUUCGGCGUGCGGAAAUUGUUUCCAUUUUCGGCUCAAAAAUGGCAACAAUUAUAUUUCCGCGCGUAUUAUAAACAUAUACAAAAUAUGCAAACCUCGCAAGGCUAUAUUCUCCCUAUUUUAUAACAUUUCGUAACCAAAUUUUGCAAUUUUACAAAUUUUAAUAAGUUUUUUAUGAGAAUUUACUUUUUUUGCCUAGAUAAAAAAAUGGUUAAUUAAACCCAAAUAGUGUUAUUUCGAGGAUAUACGCAGGAAAGUUUCAUCAGAGUUUUUUUAGAUUUAACAUUAGUCAAGUAUAAAAUAAAACAACUCCGAAUAGAAGUUGCAAACAAAUUGGGAGUUCGUUCUUCAGUUAUUCAUUUGGUGAUGAAGUUACAGCAGACAACGCGGGAUAUUCAUCAAGUAGUUACUACCUGCGUUAUUCUUCUUGCUCUUGUUGCUGCUCUUGAUAUUGUUGUGGAUAGUGUUGUUGUUUCUGUUGUUGCUCUUGUGGUAGUUUCAGCUGUUGCUACUGCUAUUGGUGGUAUUGUUGUGGUGGACGCAACGUUGUUGUAACUGUUGCUACUGCUGUUGAUGGCAGUGGCGUAGCUAACGAAAUUUCACUUGUCCUGCUCUAAGACGCAUACAUUCUAGGGGGGUCGGGGGCAUGCUGGCCCGGAAAAUUUUGAAUUUUAGAAAUCUGGAACGGCCAUUUCCUGCGAUUUCACGGCGAAAUACUCCAAAAGGAACAUCAAUAAAUUGUGUGAUAUGCGGAAAAAUUUUUAACAUUUUUUUAGAAGAAAAAUGUUGUAACUUUUUGAAAUCCAUGUAUUUUUUAUCUUAUUUCACUAUAUAUUUUUAAACUUACCUGAAAAUUUAGCUAAAUAUAUAUUGUAAAGUCACGAAAGAGGAAAAUAUCAUGUAUACAAUACGCGUCUGUAAUAUUAUCUUUCGCUUGAUCAACAUAUAAUCAACAAUUGCGUAACUAUUGUAUUCUUGAACACGGCGUUUUAUACACUAUAACUCUGCGGCUAGCAUUCGUUAAAAAUUCACUACGUUUGUUAGUAAUGUGUUAAACUUUAUAUAAUGGAGUGGUAUCAACUACAGAGUGAAGUACAGGCCACUACGCUUGACAAUCUGAAUGCAAUUCAGUGUUCGUGUUUCAGUGCAUAAAGCAGAUGAACUGGCAGUAAAUAUUACGUUCUUACUUUAUAUCAAUGCGACAAUCUUCACAAAUAAUGUUUGUAUUCCCCAUUAUAUUGUACUGUAUUUAAUUAUAUAUAUACACGGUAACCUAUUAAUUGAUAUUGAUUUUCAUAGUGCCGUGUAAUAUUUACAAGUAAGAGAAUAGAAUUAUAAUAUUUACAAUUUAUCGUUUAGAUGCUGAUUCCAGGUCUUAGCCCCCAUAUAACUAAAACUUCUCGUCAUAGAGUUUGUAUUUGGUUUUGACAGAAAUUUGCCAUUACCUCUUAAAUUAUAAUUCGAAUUGUUGCACUGUUCAAAAAGGCUACCUAUUAUCUGCGGACCAUUAUCAUUCAUAACAUUACUCAUACAUUUUUCCAUGAGAUUUUCUUGCCUUUCAUCCAGUGUUUUCCAGCCUAACUUAAGUUAAGUAAUAUUUCUUUUGAUCGAACGUCAUAAUUAUCACCUGUAAAAACCCUUGCCGCUCUGUUUUGAAGUUUUUGUAAAUUUAAUUUUAAUGUUUCUGAACAAUUACUCCAAACAAGGGAGCAUGCAGUAAUUAAAAUGAGGUAAAAUAAGUGAAUUAUAAAUCAUUUUCAAAGUAUUUCGGGAAACAAAACACUUGCAAAACCGUAGCAUUCCUAUACCCUUCGAAGUUUUCUUACAGAUGCUAUGUUUAUUCUCUUUCCAUUUUAGCUUGUCAUCUAUAAUGAUUCCUAGACUUUUUGUUUUGUAAAGGCGUUUUAUAUUAUUAUUUCCAAUGGAUCAUUUGCAUUAUAAACUAAAUUUUGAUCUAGACAAAUAUUUCAUCACAGAUUGAAAGAGCAUCACAAAAUUAGUAAUAUUGCAAAGAUUCGUUGCGAAAUGUUGUAAAAUGCGGAAAAUAUAGUCUGGCGAAGUUUGCCGUUUUUCAGUCAUUUUGUAUUAUGCAUGAGAAAUGGACAGUCCAAUUGGGUGUUACGGGGCAACAAUUUCCCGUUUGUAAUACAAAAUGACUGAAAAUUGCAAAUUUUGCAAGGCUAUAUUAUCCGCAUCUUACAACAUUUCGCAACUAAACUUUGGAAUAUUACUAAUUUUGUGAUGCUCUUUCAAGCUGUGAUGAAAUAUUUGUCUAGAUCAAAAUUUAGUCCAUAAUGCAAAUGGUCCAUUGUGGUAAUUUGAUCCGUUUGAACUUUAGUAAAGCUGUGCUUGGAUCCUAUGAUCGUAACCAUGUAUGUAUUUUUUGAAUUUCAGUAUUUAAUUUCACACUAAUUUGAUCAACAUUUGUAGCAUUUACGAAAAUAUUUGUAUCAUCAGCAAAAAUGCUUGGAAUACAUUCAUCAAGACAGUUUGGCAGAUCAUUAAUAUAAAUCAGAAAUUUGAUCAAGAUUUGAUCCUUGAGGUAUCCCACAUCGAACGUUCCUGAUUGACGACUGACUUUGAUUAAUUUUACAAAAUUGUCUCCUAUCUUUUAAGUAGGAUUCAAACCAUGACAGAGAUUGCUUUUGAAAGCCAUAAAGUUUUAAUUUCUCAAUAAGAAUAUCAUGAUUUACAGUACAAACACCUUUUUUAAGUCAAGAAAUAAUUUUUUGUAUGAAUGUGCUGAAACACGAAUCGCGUGUAAAUCAAUGUAGAGUUGCAGUUCCUAGGUAACAAACACGGCAAGCUGUAAAAUUGCGUAAAUAUAAAAGAAUACGAAAAACUUUUUAAAAAAUAAUAAAGAAAAAGACGAAAAAAUGAGACAAAUAACAAAAUGAUAAUGAUGAAUUUUUAAGGCUUCAAGAUAAAUAAAGCAAUGUUUUAGCAAGGAAAUGUUGGGAAAUUUUUAGUCCUGCUGGGCAGGACAAGCAGGACUGCUAGCUACGCCACUGGUUGAUGGUAUUGUGGUGGUGGAUGUUGCGGUUGUUCUAGCUGUUGUUUCUGUUGUUGAUGGUAUUGUAGUGAUGCAUGCAUUGUUGUUGUUUUUGUUGUGAAGUUGUUGUUGUGGUGGAUGUUGUUGUUGUGAUAAAUGUUGUUGUUGUGGUGGAAAUUGUUGUUGUGGUGGAUGUUUUUGUUGUUGCUGCUUUGUUGGUAAUUUUGUCGUUUAGUUGUAUGUUGUUGCAAUUGUUGAUGUUGUUCCAGUUGUUUCAGUUGUUUAUUUUCAUGCUGCUUGUAUAUUAAUUGCUGUCGUUGUUACUCAAUCUAACGGUGAAUUAUUUACUAUUUUGCUUACAGAUGCUUCCCAGUGCUCGAAGGACAAGUUAACUGUUGCGGACAACAGUGCUUCUAACUACACGUGUGGUGUGUCAUCUGCCGGCAACACGACAACAUAUAGAGAUGGUAAUGUCUCGUUUCUUUUUUCAACUGAUGGCAGUGGCUCUGGAAGCGGAUUUAUAUUGACAUAUAAACUCUUAAAUAAGUCUCCAGUCUCAAGUAAGUACGAUCAAUGAGAAACUAGGCCGCACCGCUUGUUGCGGUAACGAUUUUUCUUCCAGUGAUAGUUGGACUUCCAUUGACACCAGUGUUUCUACAACGAAAGGAACGCCCUGUUUAAAUAAAUUAUUUAUUUAAAUAAUAAAUCGUCAUAUAUAAGAUGAAACCCACUCCGAAUAUUAACAUCUUGGUGAUGGUGAAGGUGACGUAGUCAGCUGAGAGAGAAGAAAAUGGACUAUAUUUAACAAUUAUUGAAUGAGGUUGAGCAUGAUAUGAAGAAUGACCAAGCCAGAAGUUUGUGUUAUUUUAUUUUGUUUACGACGAUAUGAAUAUAAAACCUCAGCGAGAACUGGCGGCCAUUCACAAAAGAUUUUAAACCAUUACUGUAUUUUGAACAACUGUAAUAAUCACUUUCGUAAACCCGUGUCUUGAUCAGUGCUAGCUACGUCGCAAAGCAUCAAAGUUUCGACUGUAAUGAUUGUGAAAGUGUAAUGAUUUUAUUGUGUUUAGAUCUUGAUUUUAUUGUGUUUAGAUCAAUCCACAUCAGCUGGUCAACCCACCCAACCUUCCUCCACUACUGAAAGUACCACUAAACAUUCCUCAACUACAGAUGAAAUCAUUCAACCUUUCUCCACUACUAAAAGGAACAUUCAACCUUUUUCCACCACUGGGGGUACCACUCAACAUUUCUUCACUACUGAGAGUACCAUUCUACCUUCCUCCACUACUGAUGGUAAUACUCAAUCUUCCUUCACUACUGAAGGUACCGCUCAAACUUCCUCCACUACUGAUGGUACCACACAACAUUCCUCCACUACUGAGGGUACCACUCUACCUUCCUCAUCUACUGAGGGUACCGCUCAACCUUCCUCCACUACUGAGAAUUUUAGACCAGGUAAGGCGUUUGUUUAGAAUUUAGUACACUUUAACAAUGAUAGCAUGUUGGACAUACCAUAUGGAAUGCGUACUUGAUCACGAAUCAUGCAUCCCCAUUUUCCCAAGCGCGUGCCAAUGGCGUUCACCUAAAAUCCGCCGUAUUAAAUUUGACAAGGAGUGGAUACUACAAAGUAUAACUAUAGUGGGUAUUUAGAUCUUGAAUUUGUCGUUUCUUCUUCGCUGUGGUUCUUGCGAAAUCUAAUUCUUCAUUGUAAACAUUCAUGAUAUCAUUUGGUUUUAAUUAAACUGUUCUUCGUCGAGGUCCAGUAUAAGGAGACGCUAAAUUUUUGUAGACAAACUUCAUUUAUACUCGCAUUUAUUAUGGCUAACUCUAUCAUUAGCGGUCUCCCAGAGGUCCAGUAUGGGUCAUCACUUAACGGUUUAGUGUAACAACAGGAGAAAACCUAAACUAACUUAAAGAUGCUGUAAAACCGCAAUGUAAACAAACUCUUUGUUACUUUUUGACCAGCUAUAUUUAAAUAAUAUGAUACACCUUAUUAUAGGAAAUUAACGAUGCACUUUAUUAACGCGGAUUUUAAAAAUUCGCGUUAAUUUAAUUAAUGUUAAUUUAUGUCAUCGUUAAUUUUAAGUAUCCAAUUUUUAUUUGUCGUCAGUUAAAAAGACAUUGAUUUGUUUUAUAUAACACUAACUCUCCUAAUAUCAAAAUACAGCAUAUUAACGUAAACUAUAAACAUUAGUGCUCCUCUCAACUCAGUUCACUAUCUGAUUCGCGUUAAAUUUAAUUAAUUUAUUAACCAUGGAGAUCAGAUUCGCGUUAAUAUAAUUAUGUUUUAAAAGACCUAGAAGCAAUCCGCGUUAAUUUGAUGUCGCGUUAAUUUAUGUCGCGUUAAUAAAGUGCAUCGUUAAUUUCCUAUAAUAAUGUACUAUCCGAAUAUCUAACACUUUUGUAGUUUGCUAUGCUUCUAAAUGAACAUAGGCUAAACGUUUCAAUUCAAAAAGUACCAAAUGGGCAAUGUUUAUAACUGCGGGUCCCCUUUGUUAUGAGCAGAACUGAUGCGCAGUGCGGAAUUUACAGCAUCAAUAAUUAGAACUUAAUACCGAUGUUGAUACGGGACAUCAUAAAUAGCUACAGUAGCUCUUUCAGUUCUAAACGGCUGUUCUCACAAAUCACAAGUGGUUCAGUGUCACGACAGUAGAAAAACUAAACUAACUUAGUUUAAAGUCCUUACUCAUAAUUCACAAUCGGGGACCCUUUUCCGAAGGAAACAGGAAUAAACGUGGGAGAACAAACAAAAGCUGGCCUACUUGCGAAAGGCCAAAUCACUGCCAAGAUCUGGACGCCUUUUUCUUGUCGUUUAAUUCAAGUUAUAACAACUUUGUAUAUAUUUUAACAUUUUGUCCCAACAACGAAAGCUAGAAUCGAGACUGCGAUGAAAACGACCGCUCUUUCUCCUGUGUGGAAAAUGUCAAAAUAUGACAAUGUAGCGAUGGUGUUUAUCCAGAGGUGAAAAACGGUAUUUUAUUGAGAUUGUAACGUCAAUAUUUAUCUUAUUCCGUGACAAAAUGAAGACAACCAAGGAAGGAAAGUUUUAUUUUCAUAUCUUGGCAUUAAUAUGAAAGAAAACAAGAGGUCAAAAUUUACGAGAGAACUUCAAAUACUAGUGAUUCGCAUGGAAAAUGUUUUACUCAUGCAUGUAUGAAAUAUGUUUGGGCCUGGAAAACUUUCUGCAAGCAGUCUAGAAGUUUAAGUAAUGGAAGCCACCUUCGCUGAGUGAGUAGUAAGCUUAUUUCUUUAAUUGACAAUGGUUUCAUAUUUCCUGUGCUGAGUGGUUAUAUUACUACCUGAAAUAAACAAGCAGAUCCUCGACGUUUCGAGCGAAGGCCCUUCGUAAAGAGUUAGUAGCUACUAACUCUUGACGAAGGGCAUUCGCUCGAAACGUCGAGUUUCUGCUUGUUUAUUUCAGGUAGUAAUAUAACCACUCAGCACACCAUUUUCACAUUGGUGCUACCUGCACUUGUACAGACAGUUUUAGUUUCAUAUUUCCUACGAUUUUGGAAUUGUAGACGUUUGUACACGUUUGAUAAUUGUUGGGUUUUUUGCAAAAGUUCCUUUUCCGAUUGACCCCAGGAUAUAUUUUUGUACAGUAAAUAUUUCAGAAAAAUGACCAUAUAUUUUCUCAAAAUCAUUACUUCAACGUUCAUGCUUAGUUUUAUGGAUAAUUUGUGGAAAAUGCGUUGAUUUUUUAGUCAAAAUUUUUCUAGUCCUGCGAUGCCCGUCAUUUUUCCCGCGUUUAUUCAUGUUUCCGAGGAUACGGGACCCUGAUUGCGAUUUAUUAGUAAGGUUUAUGAGUUACACUGUUAAUUUGAAGGUGUUAAAAUAACACCAAAAAUGGUGUCAAAUAAAAAGGUACAAAAUAACACCUUUUUGGGUGCUAUUUUAACACCACUUUGUAGGGUGUCAAAUUAGCACCUGCAAAGGUGUUAAAAUAACUCCAUUUUUAGUGUCAUAAUAGCACCCUUUUCGGUGUUGUUUUAGCACUCUAACCUUAGUGUUAAAAUAACACUCAAUUUUAGUGUUAUUUUAGCAUUACCGAAUAUUAAAAAUGUAUAUCCCUUCUAUCCAACACACAAAACAAUUAAUAAAAUAAUCUGUUGAAAAAUUUAUUUACAUUAUACUUUACAGCAUUACUUAUCUAUGUCAUAUAUGAAGUUUAUAGUAAAUUCAGAGUUAUUGCACCUAAGGUUUACACUAUAUAGAAACGUUCACAGAAAUAGACCAUGAUUGUGACGCCAUAACUCUCCUCGUACUACACUCUAGUCAUUAAAGAUAAGGACAAUACCGUAAACUUCCAACUAUAAGCCCUGGGCUUACAUUCUUUCGUAAGCGAUUUUUGAUGGGCGUUUUCAUGGACAAUCUUUUGUGUUAGUUUAAUAGCAAUGUACAAGUAUAGUAAUAGUGAUAAACAAGUGUUAAACAAGCAUAGUAAUAAUAAUGAUAAAUAGUUGUAAUAGUGAUAAACAAGUGGGCUUAUUUAUAUUUGGGUGGGCUUAUAUUCAGGGGGGGGGCUUAUAUUUGGAAUGAGGUGAGCGUUAGUACAUGUGGUGGGCUUAUACGUGGGGGGGGGGUGGAACUUAUACAUGGGGGACUUAUAUUUGGAGAUUUACGGUAUAUCCUGCAUGUACAAUACAUGCAUUACAUUAAUGAUCAAUAUAAUAUCAUCAUUAUCAUAAAUUGUGCAUUAUCAUAAACUGCAGGUUGUUGGCUAUAUUGCACAAUUUGAAUUUUUCACAAACAUUCCCUCUGCAAUCAAUGAAAUAAAACUUAUCUCUUCCAGAGGUCCAGUUCCAAUAGACAAGGGGUUGAGAUCCUGAUAAAAGGGUUUGAGCAUCCUCUACACAAAAAGAUUUAAACAUAGAAUAAAUUUCUGUACAGUAUACAUACACAUAUAUAGAUUAAGUUCUUUCAAUUAAGUAUCUUAAUCUAUGUUAAUUGUUUAAUCCAUGUCCAUAAUAUAAACACACAGAUACUAAACAAUUGUUUUUCAAAACCUGUAAUCACUGUAAUCAAUCAUACAGCAAAGUAGACUAUUCACUAGCUACAGUUGCAAACAGUAGAUUGUUUAACUACCUGAAAAAAUAAGAAUUUCUUUGAAUAAUUUUCUUAUUUUUCAAUCAGUAAUUAAACAACCUACUUUUGAAAAUACUUCUCACAAUUACAUACUUUGAUUCAGUUGGAUCAUUUCAAUACAGUUUAUAUCCGUCACAAUCCAAAUGAAAGUUUAUGUUACCGGUGAAGAUAAUUUGUAACCAAUAGAAUCUUUGCUGAAUGGUAAUCUAACCCAUUAAGCGGGAGCCCUCUCCCCUUGACAAGUAAAAUCGUCUGGUGUUAGACAAAGUAAAAUAAUAAAGUAGGGUGCAAUUUAUGUGGCAGAUAUGACAGUUAACCCAUGUUAUAUGGGCAGAUAUGACAGUUAACCCAUUAGCACCAGCUCUCUCCCCUUGAUAAGUAAAAUCAUCUGGGAUCAGACAGAGUUAAAUAGUCUGGCAUUAAAUAAAGUAAAAUAAUAAAGUAGGGCAUAUCAGGGCAUAAUGUAACUCAAUUUGUAAUUUUCUGUGGUGAGUCGGCUAGAUACUGUAAUUCAUUGUCAAUUAAUAAUUUAACGUCAAUUAUUGAUCAUUUAUUGGCAUUAAUUGUCAAAUUGCCACAAGAUAACAGAGAUAAGUUCACAUAAAACGCACCCACUUAUAAUGUCGAUUCGAUGUUGUUGUGGCAACAUGAAUAUGGACGUGGCCCCUGAAACAGUUUCUUUAUGCAUAAAAUUGUGAGCCUGGAAAUUCUCAGAAACAUAUAAACAAUAGUAUGAGGGACUCAGACAUGUAUCCUCAAUAUAUUCAGGGAAUUUAGGAACAUUCUACCUGGGUUGUCUGGAUAUUAAAUAGAAAUACAGCUAUUUACUAUGAUAGUACAAUAUAGAUAACACAAAGGAAGGAUUGUUCUGCUCUUAGGCCCCAUUUACAUGAAACCAGGACGAAGUCAAACUGGAAGGAAAAUUGAAAUUGUCAACAUGUUUACAUGAGAUCAGUACAAAAAUCACAAAAUUUCCAAUUUAUUCCCCUUGUUAGGCAAUUUUCUUGUUCAGAUGGCUUUUGUUAGCAUAUGUUGUUCCAAUGUCAAGGUUACAGCCAAGACCGGUCUGAAAUGUAUUUGUGUUUACAUUCAUGCCGGUCUGAAUUCAUGCCAGUCUAAAGUCAAUCGGCUUGAUCCAGCCGGCAGAAUGACUUGAGACUGGUCUGUCGAGUUAUUUUCAUCCUGGUCGCUUGUGAACAUCUAUUAUAGAUCAUACUAUGAGCAAAACAAAAUGGUCCCGGUUUGACUUUGUUGUGGUCUCAUGUAAACAGGGCCUAAUACAAAGCCAUAGAACUUGCUUUGGAGAUUAUACUGGCCUCUGUAGCUCAUUUGGUUAGAGCGCUGCACCGGAAUCGCAGGGCUGUAGGUUCAAUUCCUACCAGAGGACCUUGUGCUGCAUUUUUCACAGUCGUUCCUGGUUAGGCCUUAAAAUGUAUAUAUUCUCACUUGGAUUACAAACCCUUACAUUCUAAAUUAAUUCCACCAAGUGAAGUGCAAGAAACCAUCAUUGAAGUCCACCUUAUCACAACCCGCACACCCGAUUACCUAUAUAUACAUGAACUUACGGUUACAGCUUAACAGCUGGCCUCUGUAGCUCAGUUGGUUAGAGCGCUGCACCGGAAUCGCAGGGCCGUAGGUUCAAUUCCUACCAGAGGACCUUGUGCUGCAUUUUUCGCAGUCGUUCCUGGUUAGGUCUUAAAAUGUAUAUAUUCUCACUUGGAUUACACACCCUUACAUUCUAAAUCAAUAUUAAUAGCCAUUGAGUCAACAUUGAUAUCCUCUCAAUAGAUCAAUACAUUAACAAAUAUAAAUGUUUAUAUUGUUAACUUUAAUGUAUUGAUCACUAUUGAAAGGGUAUCAAUAUUAACUCAUUUAGCUAAUAUUUAUCUAAUCGCCAAAGCAAGUUCCAUGGCUUUGUAUGAGCGAACAAUCCUUCCUUUGUGGGCCCUUGUAAAUAUAAUUGUAUAUUUCAUACCUUCUUGUAGCCUGUAUAUAUCAUGAUUUCGACAGUUCGACUUGCUUAGAACACAUACUAUGACAGUAUUUAUUGCUUGAAAUUAUAACCUGUCAAUACAAAGCAAUAUCACUAAGUUUUAAUGUAUUUUAAUAACAAUAUAUUGUUGAACCAAAUACAAAAUACAAUGCGGCCAACGGCAAUGGCGGUUAAAAUAUACAUGAAUAUAUUACUAUUUAUGGCACAUAUUUACACACGAAACUUAAAAAUAUUGACAUAGUUGAGCACUUACAUUUACAAUUAUUGUCUGAAUCUUCAAACAAUGGAGAAUUUCUUCUUAUUUUCUACUAUAAUUUAAGAAAUCUUGGCUUUAUCAACCGACGUUAAAUUAAAAUUUCCAAGCGACGCGCUAGAAAUGUGCUCGCUAAGCCCUCUGGGAGGCCCUUCUGAAGGCACUGAUCUCAAUCAUGUGAGCAAUCCAGUGCAAAUAAACCUGCAUUUCUAAGUUUUUUUGACAGAGACUCUUAACUUUAAAAUUCUAGCUGUCUUGUUAUAUCUCCCUUGCAUGAACAUAUUUUGUCAUCACCACACAAUUUCUUUUCACUGCAUAUUUUUACUGCCGGUUUAUCACUGCACACUUUCCUGACAUCACUAACACCAAAAUGACAGAUUGCUUCGAUUAUUUUUUAUUAGUUUUUCAAUGAGGCCCUACAAGGAUUACAUUAAAAGCGAUAAUAUGUAAAAAUAUGAUCCUUUGCCCCAUUUACUUGUCUGAAAAACGUAAACCGCUCCUACGUGGUCCGCCACUUUGAAUCUGAAAACCGGUUCACGAGGUGCUAUUUUGACACCCUAAGUUUAACUCUCAAAACGGUGCUACUUUAACACUUUCACUCAAUAGAAUGGGUGCUAUUUUAACACCCUAGAAAAGUGUUAAAUAUCUAUGGUGCUAAUUUAGCACUUCAAAAUCAAUUCCCAACUUCAUGGUGUUAAUUCAGCACCCAAAUUGGUGUUAGAUUAACACUUUUUAUUUAACACCACCACAAGGUGUCAUUUUAACACAUACGAAGGUGCUAUUUUAACACCUUCAAAUUAACAGUGUAUGUAGGAUAGUAAACUGUUCUCCUUGGAGGUCGAGUGUGUUUGGUUGAGUAAAAAGCUCUCAAAGAACUCUCAGAGGUACAGAAAGGCACACAUGCAUAAAAGACAUUUGCCAUUGUGGCACAAGCACUCUCAACUAUUUCAAGUAGUAUGUUCUUUAUACGUUUGCAUGGCGAUAAAACAUAUAAUAGUUUUGUGUGUGGAAACACCACGUAAAUUUAUUACUGCAAAGCUUUCGAUCCGUAAGCCCAGAUCUUCAUCAGUGCUCAUAAUAUGACAUAUUAUUAAGACAUAUAAUGUGACAUAUUUUUAGCACUAAUAAAGAUCCGGGCUUACGGAUCGAAAGCUUUGCAGUAAUAAAUUUACGUGGUGUUUCCACAAACAAAACUAUUAAGUUUCAAGUAGAUUGUAACACUUUAAUUUUGAGAACAUUCAAUUUCGUAAACAUUUGAAUUCGUGAAAGCCAAACUAAGUUAAAUAUUAUUUAUUUAUACUAAUUCUCGCACUUUUGUAGUAGAAUGUUUGUCUGUCGACAGUGAAACGGAGGACAAGAAAAUUCGCAUGCAUCUUCUAAUACCGCUGGUUAUUUUGGCCCUAUGUUUUCUUCUUUCACUUGCUGUGAUCAUAUACCAAAGUCGUCGUCUCCAAAAUAGCAAUAGAAGGGCGAGUCGUAGAGGGAUACUUGGUACGUAUGUAGUCUUUUACAUUAAACAAGUUAAUUUUAUAGUUAGUUUAUGAUUAUACUAGUCAGUGGAUAUCUUUACAAGUUUGUAACUCAUGGCCAGAAAUUUGGGACAGUAUGGCUGCUACCAAUUUUGCGAAUUUAAGAUGGCGGGAAUGCUAAAUUAAUAUUAUAAUCAUACAAAUGCGAUGCGCAUGCUGAAACAAAACAUAAUUUUCAAAGUGUUUACGUCUAGAAAUGUACAAAAUACCUCCAUGAGUAUUCCCCGAAACUCUUGACGUGUUACGAUUUGCCAUUACUCCGCCCGAGUAUCUCAAUUUUACAGUAUAAUCGCGCAAUGUAAACUCCUAUUAAGUACAGUAAAAUCCCCAUUGUUUACCAAGUUGAGGCCAGUGUAGUGUUGCAACAAGAGUUCGAAGACGAAUUGUUUACGUCUACAUUUCUUGUACGACAGUUGAUCUCUCCUUUUGUGCCGAUUUAGAUUCAUCUUAGCUUGUACUCGCUCCGCCAAACGCGUUUAAACUAGCGUGUAUUUCAUGAGAACUGUAAGCUAAUACCAAGUGUUUUAGAGAAAGCACUGCGAAGUCCUAAAUCUAUGAACGUUUUAAAAGCGUCGUCGUGAGUUCUUGUCAACCAUUUUGGAAACAUUUGUACGUACAACCGCUGAUUGUUGUUUAUAAAGGACAGGGGCCCUCCAAAAUAGGGAAAAAAUCGCGCCAAAGUCAAAUUUAAAUCCCGUGAAAUUCACCAUAUUUUGAUGUACUUUUGUAGUUUUGGACUUAGAAACUAUUGUGUUUAAUUCAUUAAAAGAUUGUAAAUAAGGAAAUAGUUGCCACAGUCUUUAACGGACAUAAAAUUAGCUCUGAAGUUCGCUUGAGAUGCCUUAUAAUGUCUGGUUGUAUUAUGCUGAUAUUCCAGAAUUUAGCGAAUUUUUGCGCCCGCAAUACAUUUCGCUGACAGUCCCUCAUUUCUGGCCAUGUGUUCUCCCUACGUAUAGAGGUCCAGCAUGGGCGAUCUUGUGUUGAUCCAGAAGGAAACCUAAAUCGUAACUUUAUUUAUGAUGCAUACCUGUAUCAGCUCGAACGCCUCUCCCCAUAGAAGCUCAGCGAGGACUUUUACUUGGUUCAAAUAUUCCGGAUAACUAGGAACUCGCAAAAAUUUGAUAGAGUCAAACCCAUGGAGUCACUGUUUUUAAAUUAUAAUAAGACAAGUAAACUUUUACUUAUGUUUCAAGAAUAUUUAAUUAUUUAAAUGACAAUAUCAGGUGAGGGUAUGAGUACGCAGGAAAUAUAUUAAUCACUGUAUAUAAUUUACUGGUACCUUUUAGUUGCAUUGUCUAAAAUUUGUAGUUUCCAUUUCAAACCUACAGGCGGACAAGAACUCUCGAACUACAUGAUUAUGAAAGGCGACAGCGAAGCAGGUGAUGAUUAG